GUGUAUAAAUGAAUCAGUCAGAUUCAGCUGUCUACAGAGCUUUUACCUACAUCAGCAUCAACAGUGACCUUGUUUUGUUAAGAUUGCAUGUUUGCAAGCAGAAUUGAGGGGAGUGGGGGUUUAUGCGAUCGCCUCCUACUCCUCAGAAGGCAGCCCGCCCUCCGGCCUCUUUUUCUCCGCCUCCUCUUCACGCAGAUCACUGGGGUCGGGGCCUUUUCCCGAGGGAGCCGUAUAUCAUGAAAGAGAAAAAAGGAUCCUGCUAGUCCGUGGAUGAUGAGAUCGACCACGAUAUUCCUCUUGUUGACUCUCCUGGGACUGGCAUGCUCUAUUGGCGCGACCGUCCCAAGAAAUCUUGCCUUGCGUGGAAAAGCUACACAGUCAGACCUCAUCGAGAACCCAUGGCACGGUUUGAGUCAUGCCUCCAAUGCCAUUGAUGGGAACCGCGAUUCACAUUUCCAUCAUGGGUCCUGCACUGCCACUGACGAAUCCACUAACCCCUGGUGGAGAGUGGACCUGCUUGAUACCUACAUAGUCACCUCCAUCACUGUCACCAACAGAGGGGAUGCUCUUCCUGAGAGGCUUAACGGGGCUGAGAUACGAAUAGGAAAUUCUUUAGUGGACAAUGGCAUUCAUAACCCUCUGGUUAAAACAAUUCCCUCUGUUCCAGCUGGCAGUUCUCUCACCCUUGCUUUUGACCCAAGUUUCGAAGGACGCUAUGUGAUUGUGGUUCUACCAGGCCAGCAUAGACUUCUGACACUCUGUGAAGUGGAGGUUUACGGAUACCUUGCCCCAACUGGAGAUAAUGUGGCUCUAUAUGGAAAGGCCACCCAGUCGUCUUUGAAUGAGUUUGGCAUUCCAGGCAAUGCUAUUGACGGGAAUCGCAAUGCUAUUUGGUUAGGAGGGUCCUGCACCCACACUCUACAGGACAUCAACGCCUGGUGGAGGGUGGACCUUCUGAAGACCUACAAAGUGUUCUCCAUCACCAUCACCAACACAGUCGACAGUGUUCCCAGCAGACUCAAUGGAGCUGAGAUCCGUAUUGGAGAUUCCCUGAAAGACAACGGCAUCAAUAAUCCUAGGUGUGCUGUGAUCUCCUCUAUCCCAGAUGGCAAUUCAAGCACCUUCCAGUGUCCGGGCAUGGAGGGUCGAUAUGUCAUCGUGGUCAUUCCAGGGAGGAAGGAGUACCUGACCUUGUGUGAGGUGGAGGUGUACGGAUCUCCCCUGGAUGGGACUGGGCCUACAUGUAACUAAAUCCGAUCAUUAAUUCUUAACAGCACCCUGCAAUGUUUGGGGAAUGUAUUGUCUUACGAAAACAAUUCAACUUUUUAGUAUACUAUCACUAUUCUGUAAGUUCGUCUUGCACACUGUUUUUGGAUGUUUGGGUAUAAAUUGACGAACACUUUUUGGAACACUUUUUAAGAACAACUUUCAUGAAUUAUUAUGCAGCCUAAUUAUUGUUUAGACAGUUAUCAUUCAUACCAUGAAAUGCAUGUAAUGCUGUUAAGUAAUGCUAUUAUGUUCGAAUGAAUGGUCCCACUUUAAAUGACCUUCAGAUUAUAAAGGCUUCAUAAAGCCUUAAUAAUGCCUUCAUAAGCAGUACAAAAAUGUUUACAAAGCAUCUAUAACCAUAUGUCAUGCUUUAUAAAGGGUUCAUAAAUGUGGCAUAACUGUGUGACAUAAUCAUCUAUAUCAAAUGUGAUAUAACCCACUAAGUCAAAUAUUAUAUAAACAUGUGCUUUAUAAAGGGUGACGCGCUGAAGGAUGGAAAAAGCUCUAAAGGGAUGUCAUCUUAGUCACAUUACACCUAAUCUCGUUCCCAAACACUUCCGCCCAAAUGCUCAGAAGGUCUGAUGGACCAAUGCAUCAAACUUGGCCUUCAUUAUUCAGGGUUCGGUUUCAAAUCACAUUUUAACAAGAUAAAGUGUAGAAAUGGGCAGGGUUUAGCCAAAAUUAUGACUUUUUGACUUUUUUGUGUUGUUUAGUAGUGACAAUGACAAAUACUUUACUCAGUAAGGUCACUGCUAUAGAAUUCUAUAGUCACUCCCACUUUGCCCAAUUUUGAAUGGUUGAUAUCCCAGGCUUCAAUGUGCUGUGUGAGCAAUAGCCUGAGAACAACAUUACACCAAGAAACCCUUACCUUAAUGAAAGUCCCCAAUCUAAAGAAAUUGAAAGUGUCUUUCUUCUGGAUCCAAGCUACAUGUUCCUCAGUACACAAACAUGAAAACAACAAAAACGAGCCAUACCACACACAGUGCUGGGCCCUGUCAAGCCUUUGACACAUUCACCCAUUUCCCCGCUGAAAGAUCAGCCACAAAAUGUGGCCACCAUUGUAACAUGUUGUAAUCAAGCCCUGGUCCCCAGCAUGGGAACAGAAGAGGAAUAUCUGCUGCGGUAGUCUCAGGUUGGACUACUCCAAAUCAUCUUGGUUCUGACACAUAAACACAAGCUUUGCAGGUCCAUCAACCCUUUUAAUACCUCUCACACCCGACUGUAACCUGUGGAUCAUGAGAGAAACUUAAUAAUAAUAAUAACAUACUUGUUUUUUGGAUUUGAGAACUCAUCACAUCAUCUGCGUCUCAUCAGCAACACUAAAAAAGUACUUCCGUGUCACAGAAUUUUGGAAAUGUUCCAAAUAAAGUCCCCCACGUAAUAGUAGAAAAGUCUCAAACCAUUCAUGAUAUAUGAAAAAUAAUUGUCUAAACAUUAAACAUAGAUUUUUAAGUGACAUUUGCAUUAAAUUUGGGUUUUAAAACAUGUUCCAAGGUCAAAUAAAUGCUCCCAAUGCAAAUCACCAUAUAUAGAAUACAUAUUGGCUUAGAGCAAUAACUAUUCUAGGUGCAGCAGUACAAGUAUUGCAGGGAAUACUCAAUAGGGUCUGUAGAAUGAAUGUACAGUGGGGAGAACAAGUAUUUGAUACACUGCCGAUUUUGCAGGUUUUCCUACUUACAAAGCAUGUAGAGGUCUGUAAUUUUUUAUCAAAUGUACACUUCAACUGUGAGAGAUGGAAUCUAAAACAAAAACCUGCCAACAAAACAACAGUGCAGAGCAUGCUCACUGAAUUAAAGAGCAACUACACUUACAAAUAUACGUUUCUUAGAUUUUUCACAGACCUCAAAAGUCUGAUGUGGUUUAAGAAUUGUUGUGAACACAGAAAAUUAAAUGUUGUUUUUCUAUUAAGAAAGUGAGAAAACACUGGGGGAAAGCAGAAAGAAUGGGGGAAAUCUGAAACCCGGAAAAAGAACCAAGAAAACGGAAUUUGGUGUGGAAAAAGAAGUAGGCAACUACAACAAACAGACUAACGAUUGUAAAAGGCCCUACCAAGGUUUUCUGCUUUGCAUGACUGCACUUUAGAGUCUGUGUUCUCCUGCAGCACAGCAUUUUGGGGGAAGCUGAAGUCAAGUCCAAUAUUGACUAUGCACCCAAGAGGGAAAGAGGAUUGGCCAAUCUAGAAAUGUUUUAGUGAAAUAUAAUAUAUAACAUUUUGCAGACACUUUUAUCCAAAGCGACUUACAGUAUUUCGUGAAUACUUUUUUACGUAUUAUAAGGUGUUGAAUCGAAUCGAAACCAAUAUCCUGCCGUUGCAAUGCUCUACCAAGAUGUAUGACAGGGUUAUAAAUGCGUUGUGAAGCCACAAUUGAAUAUGAUUUAUAAGCUCUUUAUUAAGCGGUGCUCAUGCCACCCUUUAUAAAGCACAGGUUUGUAUCAUUUUUGACAUAGUGGGUUUUGUCCCCUUAGACAUUGGUGAUUAUGGCGAACAGUUAUACCACAGUUAUGAACCCUUUAGAAAGCAUGGCAUACGGUUAUAGAUGAUGUGUAACACAUUUAUGAAGUGUUUAUGAAGGUUUUAGGAAGCCUUUAUAAGCUGCACGUCAUUUAAAGUGGGACCAAAUUCAUGAAUAAACUUCAUUCAUAAAUCUGGAA
Molecule: messenger RNA, 3921 nt
Organism: Oncorhynchus masou masou (cherry salmon)
Lineage: Eukaryota; Metazoa; Chordata; Actinopteri; Salmoniformes; Salmonidae
Product: fucolectin-4-like
Exons: 7
Coding region: 271-1251 (326 amino acids)
Source: RefSeq, a predicted model, not a curated record